Messenger RNA from Acanthaster planci (crown-of-thorns starfish), 6144 nucleotides. RefSeq names its product protein O-mannosyltransferase 2 (gene pomt2). Gene Ontology annotation, biological process: protein O-linked glycosylation via mannose. Gene Ontology annotation, cellular component: endoplasmic reticulum; membrane. Lineage: Eukaryota; Metazoa; Echinodermata; Asteroidea; Valvatida; Acanthasteridae. Gene Ontology annotation, molecular function: dolichyl-phosphate-mannose-protein mannosyltransferase activity. The record is from RefSeq and is a predicted model, not a curated record.
CUCUCUCGGGCUGGGGGACGGUAUACUUCGGUCCCAACGGACUCGUCCCUAUAGCCGCUCAGGGACUCUCGAUCUCCGGCCGUCCGAUAUUAUUUUCUCUAGUUUCAAGUUUAGUCGGGCGCCGUCUUCAUUACGGUAUCCAGACGUUGAUUUACAUAGGCGCUGUCGGUCUAUGGGUUAUGGCCAAGAUGGACAUGGGUGCGUUUACCGGCAUGACCGAUGUUAAGCGACUCUCAUUUCUUGCUGUGAUACUUGCAUCUGUGGCUACAAGAUUCUACAAACUGGGGGAACCUGAACAUGUUUGUUGGGAUGAGACGCACUUCGGGAAAAUGGGGAGUUAUUACAUGAACAGGACAUUCUUCUUUGAUGUACAUCCUCCACUGGGAAAGAUGCUGAUUGGUCUAUCCGGACUGCUUACUGGAUAUGAUGGGACAUUUGCCUUUGACAAGCCAGGGGACAAUUACAAUGAUACCAAAUAUAUUGGAAUGAGAGCUUUCUGUGCCCUACUUGGUUCAGGAGUUGCUCCACUAUCCUUUCUUACUGUGCUCGAAUUGACUAAGUCAGUACAGGCUGGAAUUUUGGCUGCUUCAUUCAUUAUAUGUGACACUGGUUGCCUGACAUUAUCUCAGUAUAUUCUUCUUGAUCCCAUCCUACUCUUCUUCAUUAUGCUGUCUACAUUCUGUCUGAUCAAGUUCUACUCAACAUCCAACAAAACCUUCAGUGUGUCAUGGUGGCUGUGGAUGAUGGCAACAGGAAUUUCAUUGGCCUGUGGAUUUAGUGUGAAGUUUGUUGGGUUGUUUGUCAUUCUUCUGACUGGAUUGAGCACUAUUCAUGACCUCUGGAGGCUACUGGGAGAACUGUCUUUGACGAAGAUGACACUGGUUCGUCAUUUGGUGGCCAGAGUUGUUUGUUUGAUAUUCCUACCAGUUCUGGUCUACCUGAUCAUAUUUGCAGUGCAUCUUCAAGUUCUUAAAAAAAGUGGGAGUGGUGAUGCAUAUUUCAGCUCCCACUUUCAGUCAAGUCUCCUAGGUAACAGUCUGUACAAUGCCUCCAUGCCGAGAGAUGUUGUGUAUGGAUCAGUAAUCACACUUAGAAAUCAUCGAACUGGAGGCGGACUUCUUCAUUCUCAUAAUCAUCUUUAUCCUGAAGGCUUCGGCCCGAGGCAACAACAGAUUACAGCAUACUCGUAUAAAGAUGAAAAUAACAAGUGGUUGAUUAAAAGAGCUGAUGCUGAGUACGAUCCAACAGGACCGAUACAUUUUGUGUCGCAUGGUGAUUAUGUACGUCUUGAACAUGUCCACAGCACUGGGAGGAAUCUUCACAGCCAUGAAGAACUAGCACCACUUACUAAGGAACACUUGCAGGUGUCUGGUUAUGGCAUUAAUGGCACUGGAGACCAGAAUGAUAUCUGGCAGGUUGAGAUUGUCAAUCCAAAUGUAGGAUUGCAUGUCAAGACAGUGCUAUCCAAGAUCAAACUCAUUCACUACCAUACCGGUUGUGUGUUGUAUGUAACUGGCAAACAGCUCCCCAAAUGGGGUUUUGAACAGAUGGAAGUCACAUGUAAUCCAGAUACUAGGGAUUCCAGCAGAUUAUGGAAUGUGGAAGAUCAUGUCAACACAAGAUUGCCAAAUAUAAGUUUCCAAGUUCUUGCUCCAUCAUUUCUGGAGAAAUUUAUCGAGUCUCACCGUGUCAUGCUUCAGGGAAACAGUGGUCUGAAGCCCAAAGCAGGUGAAGUGACAUCUCGGCCAUGGCAGUGGCCAAUCAACUACAGAGGUCAGUGGUUUUCUGGAGGAGUCAAAGCAACCUACAGCAUUUAUCUUCUGGGCAAUCCUAUCAUCUUUGUUGGAAAUCUGAUCUGUUUGGUAGCUUUCUUGGUCUUAUACCUAAUCUGGGCUUUGUUGGAGAAGAGAGGAUGUACAUGUACACUCACAACCCAAGUGAAAGAGACAUGUCAUACAACGUUUGGCAUCUGUUGCUUUCUUUUUACUGGCUGGUUCCUGCAUUAUGCUCCAUUUUUCAUCAUGGGACGAGUACUUUACUUUCACCAUUACUUCCCUGCCAUGCUGUUCAACAGUAUGCUCUCUGGUGUGCUACUGGACUUCAUUUAUCAAAAUUUGGAGAGUUUCUUUUCACCAAAAACCAAAGUUGGGAUUUACACCAGCAGUCUUGUUAUUUCUCUAUCAGUCAUUGUGCACAGUUUCUACCUAUUUCACCCUUUGUCCUAUGGGAUUAUUUCAUCAUCUGUGAAUACAAGCAGUAACAUGGCUGGCCUACAUUGGAUGGACUCCUGGGAGUUCUGAUGUUUUUCCUGUGGCAAUUUUUUUUGUCUGUUCGGAGUUGGUGGCUAUGAGUUUCCACAAUUCCUGAACUCUGCUAAUCUGCUUCGAGUCAAGAACUUCACCAGUGUCACCCAUGAUCCGUGGUCUGUUCGUGAAUUAUCAAAAUAAAGGAUGAAUUUGUUCUCCUCAGGAGCUCUUUUACCGAGGAUAAGGGUUGUAUAUCUACACUAAGGCCCAACGGCUGUGGUAUGACUGACUCGUUUUGACUUGGACAUAAUUACUAUAAAAACUGAACCGGAAACUUUUAUGUCGGUAAUGUCUCGGAUGAUUGCUUUGGAAAUGGUUCCCUAAAAGUGUUUUUGAAUAUGUAUUUUGUAAUGGUGUAGUGCCCGGAACGUGUACUUUAUGUGACAAACAAAGUGUUUGUAAUGUCUGUAGCUUUAGGUAGUCAUUGCAUAAAUUGAAACAUGAGCCCGUUACCUUAAAGAUGAUUUAUAUUAACGUUGAGAUGUCGCUCUGAAAGUUUCUCAUAAGAUUUUAGAUGGUACAUUUUGAAAGACCCUUUCAUUUCUUUAUAUUAAAUUGUAAAGAAAAAAAAUCAGCAACACAAUAUAAACAGCCUUCGUGCCUUGUUAUUUUCAGUGUAGUUUGUUGCAUUUUUUUUCUUCUUGACGUCAACGUGUGGGUUCAUAAGUUCGAUAUUCAGAUGGGUUUGUACAGGGUAGGGUCAGCCCAAACCCAUACAGCGUAUCACGUAUGCACGUAUGGUGUCUUUCAGUUACAUGAAUGUACGCGAAAUUACUAGUGUCAUGAAAUUAUGUCUGUACGUUAUAACUCAUGUAUACUGCAAAACUUGGCAUAGGUACAUGUAUUUGUAGGUGGCGAUAAUACUUUAUGUAGACAUUGGUGUCAUGCUCAAAUAAUAACAAAAAUUAAGUCUUGAAGAAAAACUACUACUGAUUAACGGGUUCAGUGAAAAGAAAGAUUAUUGCCGUAACGUACGCACAGUGUUUGAGAGGGGCUGAUAGGAACGAAAUUUCAGCCUUUAUCACAGUGUGUGAGCCUCAAGCUGGACCUAGAAAAAAAUUCUACUAACAGAGGCUCUUUUGGUCUGAACUGAACUUCGCUAAUGCACGCGUUUAUGUCGCUUCGCUUGCAUUCAAAUGAACAAUCCCGACCAGUGUAGCUCUUUUCAACCAAUAAGGGGUGCUUCUGCUCAAGGCGGAUAGUGCACACAUGCCCAAAUAUAAAUAUGCCAAUUUUUCACGUGGAGACUCUUGGCAUAUGACAGUACUUGCAGCCAUGUUGAAAAGUAUUCAAGCACCAUACAAAAAAAGAGUAAAAAGCAUUUUGCAUUGGGUUCCAGAAUCACCUCAACGUACGCUCUUGCCAACUUAAAAUAUAAAGCUCUUUUUUAUUUCCUGAACUGCACAUGUAGCCUGUCUAGCCAGUUAUAGCAGCGUACAGUUAUAACGCUUAAUUCAGUUCGGUCCCUGGGGGGGGGCUGUAACGGGAAUCUACUGUACCGUUAUAAACACAGCCCCAAAUUCACGUACAAGGUCUUUUAGGGAACUCGUGAAGUCCUGCUCUUCCGACCUGAAUUCUAUCCAAUAUGAAUCCGACCUCGGAUCGUGUAAGAUCAGAUUUAAUGUGGUUCUUUCAGAUUCGGAUAUAGACUUUGGAUUUAUUGUUUUACUCGUUAUCGGACAUCUCAUAAAUGUGGCAGCGGCGAGAUUGGGGUGAUCAUUUUUCAUUUUACUGUGGUUUCAGUCACAAGUUUUCAAUUCUUUAUACUCAAAUUGUAAUAUUUAAUAUCAAAAUGUUUCAUUAAAAACACUGCUAAGAAAGGGUUGCUAAUAUAUUGUCAUGUACUAAAUUAAACAACAAUAAAUUACUAAACAAAAGGAGAUUUUUGCCGCGAAAAAUAUAACUUUUCAGCCAAUUUUGUGCAAAUAUCACUGAAACGUUUCAGGUUUUCUUCCCAUCAGGGUGACAUCACAGUGUUACUCAUGAAUACGGAAGUGCUCGUGAGCAUAAAGAAAAAUGCGCCAAAAUUCCCUUAAAUAUCGCAAAAUAAAGAUUAAAAAUAAUUGCAACAUACAGGUCCAUUUCAAGUGUUGCAUUGAAGAAAAUGCGUUGCAUAUAAGAUUCUGUACGAGAGUUGUGCGUGAUAUACUCUCACAAAGAGCCACUUGACUCCGAUAUGGUUGAAGUGUAGCAUUGUAUUAUGCCACGCUGAGCCUUCCUGUGUAAGGUCUAAAUGCCAUGAAAGUCUUUGAGAAAGCAAUUCAUGCUCAGGUUAAUGAUUUUUUACAUGUCAGUGGCCUGAUCAACAAUCGGGUUCAGCGGGAGUUAGACCAGGGUACUCAACUUGUACAGCCUUGACGUACGCAAUAAACCAUCAUCUAUAUUUGUAUUUUGCCACCCAUUUCUGAAAUUUUACACUUUAUUACUAUUUCAUUUUGUAUUUUAUUACUGUUUCAUUUUGUAAUUUAUAUGUUUAUGAAAGUAUCUCUACAGCAUUAAUAACUUUUACGUGUUAUAUAAUACACAACAUAUCGUCGACUUUUUCAUUUCACCCAGACGGCGUGCAUCCAGGUGCAUGUUUAAUCCUUGAUAGAAAUGUUUCCCCUGUAGGUAUAAUGUUAUACAAGUUAUACAUAAACUUAAUUUGAAGUUAAAUUUUAGGGGGUUAAUAGAAGUGUUGUAAUUGUUAUUGAAAUAACUGAUAUUUUAUACAUUAUACCCGAAGGGACGAAUGAACAAAAAAUGGUAUACAUGAACCGAAAACAAAUUUGUUAAUGUGACGGGACCGGCUUGAUUUAAGUCUAAUCUUGGAAUGUGUUAUGAGUUUGGUAGCCAUCCGAGUAGUCAUAAUAUUUCCCACCCCGUCAUGCUUGUAACCAGUAUUUAAAGAGCUCGGGAUAUGAAAUGGUCAGUUGUCUGUAACUAGUUAUAUUGCUUGAUUUAUAUAUGUUUGAGGCUAGAUUAGCUCAAUGGUUAUAUUUCUACAAAACUUUGACGCAUUAUUCUUGCGCAACGUACUUUGCCGUGGCGUACGUGCGAUUCUCCCUCUCUCUGAUCGAGUUGUGUUGGCACACAACGUGAGUUGUCGUUCUUCAUCAAGCUUUCAAAUUUUGUUCACUUUAAUUUUGCGUUUGGGUUGUGUUGACAUUGCAGCCUUGUUUUCAUCAACUUUGUUACUAAGCUAGCUUUUCGUCGUUGGUUGAGGAGAUCCAAAAUAGGACAUUUGGAUUCCUUUCAGUUUCGCACAUUGUAGAGAAAGUUUUGUGCAUGUGUCGUGUGACCGACGACUGUUGCACGUCAGCGACCUGACGACUGUUGUGUGUAUUUUGUGCAAUAGAUUUACUCGGAGGAGAGAGGCGGGUCCACACAAUGCCUUUGGGAAGUUAUUGAAAGUUACCGUGUAGUGCCCUUGGGAAUUUAGUAGGUUUUAAUUUACAAUCACCUAGAAACCUAACUUUAUAUUCUCAACUAGGAGUCUCAUCUUCAUAAACAAAUACACUUCUGGUUAUUGUCAUCCUCAUAUUUGAGAUCUUCCUCCAUGUUUAUAUUAUAGUGUGGCCCAUGCUGUCUCAUAAUUGUUGGAUUGAAUAAUUAAAUCUAAUCUGAUACGCUAUCACGGAACGUCAUGUUGUACUGAAUACAUAUAUCAUUCUUUGAUUAAUCUGUGGUCACUUAGCAGUUUCCAGUCCUCAAUUUAAAAGUUGAGCGGACCCACUACGUCAAGGUGGCAACACCCCCACGUAACCGUGACAUUAACAGCAAAGAACCCGUACAUGAACAUGUUGGACUCAGUAAAAGGUGAUAAAUACUUCUUCAUCUUAAAGGGUAUGAAUUCAAA